Fibroporia radiculosa is the source of this 1770-nucleotide messenger RNA. RefSeq lists its product as uncharacterized. The record is from RefSeq and is a predicted model, not a curated record. The coding region runs from base 1 to 1770 and encodes 589 amino acids. Gene Ontology annotation, cellular component: anaphase-promoting complex. Lineage: Eukaryota; Fungi; Basidiomycota; Agaricomycetes; Polyporales; Fibroporiaceae. Gene Ontology annotation, molecular function: protein binding; anaphase-promoting complex binding; ubiquitin ligase activator activity. Gene Ontology annotation, biological process: anaphase-promoting complex-dependent catabolic process; positive regulation of ubiquitin protein ligase activity; positive regulation of anaphase-promoting complex-dependent catabolic process. The transcript is spliced from 6 exons.
AUGGCAAGCCUCUUCCUAGAUUUGUCUCUCUCACUGCUGCCAUCGACAACGGCUUGGAUUAUUGUCUACGACAUCGAGCUGGAUUGCCUGCUAUCACUGUCUCUCCUUGCGUCGUCUGAGCUGACCAAGUACUUUGUCGACAUAUUCUUGCCCCUUGCCGUAGCACGUCAACGGCUGCCACCUGAACCACGCACAGGCCUUGAAGGGCGUACUCAACAGACGCCACCUACAAUGGACGCGUCCGACCAAAAUCUCCCCAUAGAGUCGUGCGUUACACCUCGUCGAAAACGAACAUGGGCUCCCGGCUCUGUUACGAACGCGUAUUCCGCAAAGCGACGUAGGACGUCCAUGGUCUCGAUAGACUUUGGCAGGGAAAUUGCAUCGGUAGAUGAUCUUCCGGGUACCAGCCAGGCGACCGUAGCUGAUCGUUUCAUCUCGGCGCCACAAGAAGUAUCUAUGCCGCUCAACAUCACUCCCCGCACAAACCGCAUCGCGCGGCAAUUUGGGCUCAUUACCGACCGUGUCCUCAACUUUGCCGACCGCAGCGGUGGUGGUCCCAGUAGCGGCAAUCCGCUCGGCGAGCACCGGUUCCAAAUCCAGAAACUCUUCUCUGCGCCACGCACCAUUUCUCCAACGUCUGCAGCUGCGAAUCUGGGCACGCGAAAGCAAUUCGUGCUCGCCCUCGACGGUCCAGGGAUGCCCGAGAGCGUCUUUGCGUUUCCACUCGCGUGGUCACGGCGAAACGCGAUCGCGGUCGCGUGCGGGCGAGAUUACUAUUACGAAGACCUUGACACACGCGCCAUCACACAUCUCGGUGCACUCCCAAAGCGUGGACAUGGGCGUCUUGCGAGCAUCCAAUGGGCUGUGGAUGCGCCCCAUAUUCUUGCAGGUGGCUCGAGCACGGGUCUUGUGCAGCUCUGGGACGCGAAUGCGAAGGCGCUUACCCGCGAGUGGCAGUGUCGUGACUGGGAUGCAGUCGGUGGUAUGGAUUGGCGAGGAGACGUGUUUGCCGUAGGCGAGGGAGAUGGGACAGUAGAGAUGUUUGAUAAGCGUGAAGCAAAAGCGAUUGGUGUGCUGGCCACUCACAAGUGCAAAGUGCAUGGCGUGCGGUGGAGUACCGACGGGGACUACUUGGCGACCAGCGAUCAGCAUGGGGUCGUGCAGGUGUGGGACGCGCGAGCGGGGAAGUCGUUAUCCAGCAUGGGCAGGAGCGGGUGCAAGAAAAAACAUAAUGGGGCGCCUGUCAAAGCCUUAGCGUGGUGUCCGUGGAAGCCUGACUUGCUCGCGACAGGAUCGAGCUAUCCGGAUGGCAGGAUCCGUAUCUGGAGCGUGAAUGAAGCCGAGUCAACGUCUCCACGACACUCACUCGCGCUCAACACGUCUGUCACUUCGUUGAUCUGGUCGCCACACUGCAAGGAGCUUCUCAGCACACAUGGGACCUCAUGGCAGGCCCGUUCCACGUCUACUCCAAAUCUCAGUAGUGGGCCGAUUGGACGCCGGACGCGGAGUAGUGUCCUGCGGGCAGGCGCAGUGCCUAUCAAGUCAGAGUACACGAACUCACUUGCGGUGCACUCUUAUCCAACACUCACACGCGUUGUGUGUGUCCCUGCGCACGCUGGCUCGGUGUCGCACAGCUGCCUGAGUCCAGACGGAACGAUGGUGUUUACGAUAUGCCCUGCAGAGGAGGCGAUGAAGAUGUGGAAGGUCUGGGGAGCGCCGCGCCGGAUAGAGCGGCGGGAGAGUGUUUUUGACAAGUGCGGGAUACGCUAG